Messenger RNA from Synchiropus splendidus (mandarinfish), 1162 nucleotides. Its product is annotated as cyclin-dependent kinase 1-like. NCBI's taxonomy places the organism in Eukaryota, Metazoa, Chordata, Actinopteri, Syngnathiformes, Callionymidae. Gene Ontology annotation, cellular component: nucleus. Gene Ontology annotation, biological process: G2/M transition of mitotic cell cycle; protein phosphorylation; mitotic G2 DNA damage checkpoint signaling. Gene Ontology annotation, molecular function: RNA polymerase II CTD heptapeptide repeat kinase activity; ATP binding; cyclin-dependent protein serine/threonine kinase activity. Bases 173 to 1084 code for a protein of 303 amino acids. The transcript has 8 exons. The record is from RefSeq and is a predicted model, not a curated record.
CUCAAACAGUUGACUGCUUUUUCUCCAUUUGUCACGUUCCCUCUUUGUACAGGAGGUGUAAUCGGAGGGUGAGAAAUAGCAGGCUAACUUAGCAUUGGCGUAGUUGAGAACAGCAGUCGGGACCUCGUUCUGCCGUGAGAAACACUGUCGCUGAGACUGACUGCAGGACAUCAUGGAGGACUACUUGAGGACAGAGAAGAUAGGCGAAGGCACGUAUGGAGUGGUGUACAAGGGCAGACACAAGUCCUCGGGUCAGGUGGUGGCCAUGAAGAAGAUCCGACUGGAGAGUGAAGAGGAAGGGGUCCCCAGCACGGCGGUCAGGGAGGUCUCUCUGCUGCAGGAGCUCAAACAUCCCAACGUUGUGCGACUGCUGGACGUUCUGAUGCAGGAGUCCCGUCUCUAUCUAGUCUUCGAGUUCUUGUCCAUGGACUUGAAGAAGUACCUGGACUCCAUCCCCUCUGGCCAGUACAUGGACCCCAUGUUGGUGAAGAGCUACCUCUACCAGAUCCUGGACGGCAUCUUCUUCUGCCACUGUCGCCGAGUCCUGCAUCGGGACCUGAAGCCCCAGAACCUUCUCAUAGACAACAAGGGGGUGAUCAAGCUGGCGGACUUUGGCUUGGCUCGGGCCUUUGGCGUUCCUGUCAGAGUUUACACUCAUGAGGUGGUGACGCUUUGGUACCGGGCCCCAGAGGUCCUCCUGGGCUCGCCCCGAUAUUCCACCCCUGUAGAUGUUUGGAGCACCGGGACCAUCUUUGCUGAACUGGCCACCAAGAAGCCUCUUUUCCACGGAGACUCUGAGAUCGACCAGCUCUUCAGGAUCUUCAGGUGUCUGGGGACUCCAAACAAUGACGUGUGGCCAGAGGUGGAGAGUCUGCCCGACUACAAGAACACCUUUCCCAAGUGGAAGUCUGGCAGCCUGUCGUCGCUGGUGAAGAAUCUGGACAAGCAGGGACUGGACCUGCUGGGGAAAAUGUUGAUCUACAACCCUCCCAGAAGGAUCUCGGCUCGUGAGGCCAUGCUGCACCCGUACUUCGACGACCUGGACAAGUCCAUCCUGCCUGCUGCCAACAUCACCAGAACUUGAUCCUCUUUUAAACUCCAGCCCUGUUCAUAUUUGUUUGUGUGUCCUGUUGAAUAAAUCUAUUUUAAUUUUGUCACUUCA